AUGGCCCCGUCUCGCCGUCGAUCGAAACUCGUUUCCUUGUUCGCUUCAGGCGUUUGCCUGGUAGCGACUCACGCGUGGAACGCUGGUGCACAAGAAAUCGUUCCGCUCAUCGCAGGAAAUGAAGAUGUGGCUGCCGCUUUGGAGGAAUGCCCUACUGGUUACAACCUCGACGGUGGAGUUUGUAAGAAGGAAAUUGCCAGGAGGCCCAUGACGCUGUGUCCGCCUCGCGCAUCCUUCGAGGGCGGGGAGUGCGUAACCGAGAAGGAAGUGAAAAGCGUGUUGACAUGCGGCGCGGACGAGCUGUUGGUAGGCGACCGGUGUGAAGUGGAAGAGUUCAUCAAGGCUUUGGCUAGCUGUCCACGGGACUACACGUUCACUGGGGCGGCGUGCAUGCGUUCCCAGGAGUCGAAGGCUCAGCAGUACUGCGACGACGGCUACAAGCUGUCGAGCGGGGAUCUCUGCCUGCGCGACAUCAAGGAGAAGCCUGAGGCAGUUUGUCCACCCGGCGCGCGGCAGCAAGGUGACAAGUGCUUCAUUCUGGAAAGCUCCCCGCCACACGUGGCGUGCAGUCGAGGCUUUGAACUCGAGAGCGGCAUGUGCGUCCGCGUCGAGACAGUGCGUCCGGAGCAAAGAUGCCCCCACGGGUAUCGCCUGGAUGGCGGCAUCUGUCGAAAUGUCGUGCGGCUGCAGCCGAACGCAGUGUGUCCAGCUGGGCACGACUUCAAUGGGAAAGAAUGUGUGAUGUCGCAGCUCGCAGAGCCGACACUGAAGUGUGACGACGGGUACCAGCUCGAAGGCACCGUCUGCGUGAAGCGGCUGGAGAAGGCAGCCAAGCCCGAGUGUCCGGCAAAGUACGAGUACAGGAACAACGUGUGCAUCAAGCAGACGGCUGUGAAGCCGCGGAGCGAGUGUCCAGAAGGCAGCGUCGAGGCGGCCGGGCCGGGCAAAACGUGCGAAGCGGUCCACAUUGCGGACUCUUCGCUCGUGUGUCCGAACGACUUCUCGAUCUACAACGGCCAGUGCGUGCGGAAAACCACGGGACCGAUGCACCAGGAAUGCGCCUUGGGCUUCCGAAACACCCGCGAAGGCGUCUGCGUGCGCGAAACCCACCAGAAAGCCGAAAAACGCUGCCCGGAGGGCCUCGAGUUGUCCGGGGACGGUGUAUGUACAGCCCAAGACAGCGCGCCCGCGCACCUCGUGUGUGACCAAGGGGAACUCACUCCCCAGGGAACGUGCGUCCGGGUUUUCACCGCCGAAACGCUUUUCACGUGUCCUCGCGGGUUCAAACUCCGCGAACCCGACUGCAUCAGACAAGUCCAAAAGGCCGCCGCGGCCACCUGUCCAGAAAACGCAAAGAUGCGCGGGGGAAACUGCAUCGUCCUCGAGAGAUUCCCUGCCUCGGACAACUGCGAAGACGACUACGUCAGUGACGGGCAUUCCAGUUGCAUCAAGUACGACAUAAAAAGCCCCAAACGCACCUGUCCGCGCGCGUAUCGCCUCUUCAACACAGUCUGCGUCAAACGCUUAUUCCGCCUCUAAGCGGAAGCAACUCGAGACUCGACGAAACGAAGGGGAAUGCGGAAUGUCGAGGUCCAUAUAAACUUCCGCGGAGUGUGCACUACGCGUUGGACUUCUGCGUUCAUAUAAACUGCGUCUGGAGAGCGUAUACUGCGACCUGGAGAACUGGUUCAUAUCUUGAAGGUCGUUGUUUACCGGCACCAAGUUCGGUUGCAGUUUUCACUGUCUAGCGCACGAGGGAGAGAAUGACAAGGACGCGUUUCUUGCUUGAGAGGUAUAGAGACACGCAUGUCAAGAGAGGAACAGACGAAUAACGGACGGAAAAGCAGAGCUUGAGGGGAGUGUCGGAAGAGAAAGGGAGACUGCAGGGAAGGAGAGCCUGCGAUGGCAUGCGCGGGACAGAGGAGAGUGGUCUAACAGGGGGGACUACGGGACCGUAGGUCAAAGGCCGAUAUAGAGUUUUUUUUUCAGCUUUUUGCCGUCUGCAGAAAGCAGAAAACUGUCGGAGGUCACUCGACGUCGCGUCGAGGACCAAAGCUGUAGGUUCCAAAUUAGUGUCAGCUUUGCAAUCCGGUUUCCGUCACUUGUCCAGUAGUAGUUUGUUGACUUUUCUCUUGUCAGGGAAGACUCCUCAGGUCUGUGUUCGAAAUACACACGCAGCUCUGCGCACUCAUGUCAAUGAGC
Messenger RNA from Toxoplasma gondii ME49, 2202 nucleotides. RefSeq lists its product as hypothetical. NCBI's taxonomy places the organism in Eukaryota, Apicomplexa, Conoidasida, Eucoccidiorida, Sarcocystidae. Bases 1 to 1539 code for a protein of 512 amino acids. The record is from RefSeq and is a predicted model, not a curated record. The transcript is spliced from 2 exons.